AUGGCUGAUAACAAUAAUUAGGCAUAACUAAACAGCGAAUAUUUAAAUCUUAAAGUCAAAUCAUAAGAUGGAGAAGAAAUAUUUUUCAAAAUUAAAAAAACCACAUAAUUUAAAAAACUAAUGGAUGCAUAUUGCUAAAGAGUCCAAGUUAAUUUAAAUAAUGUGAGAUUCUUGUUUGAUGGAGACAGAAUUUUAGAAUCACAUACACCAGCAGAUCUUAAAAUGGAAAAUAAUGAUGAAAUAGAUGUCGUUAUUGAACAAACAGGAGGAAUAUGA
This is a messenger RNA of Ichthyophthirius multifiliis, 276 nucleotides long. Its product is annotated as small ubiquitin-related modifier i, putative. Gene Ontology annotation, cellular component: nucleus. The record is from RefSeq and is a predicted model, not a curated record. Gene Ontology annotation, molecular function: protein tag activity; ubiquitin-like protein ligase binding. The transcript has 4 exons. Gene Ontology annotation, biological process: protein sumoylation. NCBI's taxonomy places the organism in Eukaryota, Ciliophora, Oligohymenophorea, Hymenostomatida.